This is a messenger RNA of Dendronephthya gigantea, 1512 nucleotides long. RefSeq lists its product as uncharacterized. The record is from RefSeq and is a predicted model, not a curated record. Lineage: Eukaryota; Metazoa; Cnidaria; Anthozoa; Malacalcyonacea; Nephtheidae. Gene Ontology annotation, cellular component: nucleus. Gene Ontology annotation, molecular function: DNA-binding transcription factor activity. The transcript is spliced from 8 exons. Bases 88 to 1512 code for a protein of 474 amino acids.
CUGCUGAAGUUACAAAGUUGUUCUUAUAAACACCGGUCUUUACUUUGAAAUUAUUCGACUGAUUUUAGCGCACAUUUUAAAUCAUCAAUGUCGUUUAGCGAAAAUCAAAAAGCAACUCUUUUAACUUAUUUUGAUAACGGUAUGGUUGGUGUUGGGAAGAAGUUUGAAAGCCAGAUUGCUGCUGCGUCGGCAGAAACUAGUUUAACUGAAAAGCAAGUGAAGAACUGGAUUGCCAAACAGCCUCAUAGAAGAAAAGGAAAGGCUGCAGAUAAAGUUCACAGGGUCAAAUCUUCUGAGGCAAUAAAAUAUGCACAUUCUACUGUUCCCCGAAAAGAUCGCACAAAAUGUGGAUGGAACAUAUUUCAGAAAGAGUAUGCUACCACUGAGGAGGGUAAAAAUACCUUAAAAGAAUGUGAAUUACCUAAUUUCAACAAGAAAGCAGCAGCUAAAUUUAGGGAAAUGCCUGCAGAAGAAAAAGCCAGAUAUAAUCAGUUGGCGGCAGAAGAGGAAAGUACAAAUCUUACAGAGCUGCAGAAAACCCAUAAAAUAAGCAAUAUUUUUACAAAACUACGCAAUAAUACGAUACUGGAAGAUUAUGGAUGUCACACAUUAGUUAUUGGUUUCAGAAAGGAUAAAUAUUAUAUUGCUGAAUCUGAUUCCAUCACCAAUAAAUUGAGUGAUAGAACGAUACAACAACUUUACUCUUCUUUAUUCAAUAACAAUGAAGAAAAUACUAGGAAGUUUGCUCAAGAUAAUCAGCUGAGAAAGGAUGUACAAGAUCUUUUCAACACAAAAUAUUCUGAAGCUACAGGGGAAGACACACCGUUCCCAUACAAAAGAAAGCAUGAAUUCGAAGUUGAUGGUUUGCCUUCGGAGAUUCCAUUCCGAAAACCAAGCGGCUAUGGCGUUGGUCAAUUGAAAAAAAUACUGGAGUCAAGAGACCACAUCGGAUUCCGCAUAAAACAAACAACGUGCAGGGAAAGAGAAACUGCCCCUCGUAGUUUGCUGCCAGCUGCCGCAUCCACUGCAAGUGUUGCAUUGACAUCUUCGUCUUCGCUCUUCACCCAUCACUCGCCAAUCUCCUCAAUAAGCGAUCUUGAUGUACCUACGGUCACUUCUUUAACCUCAAUGACAAUGUGCACCACUUCAACUGUUUCAUUGCCAUCAGCCUCUUCUUCUCCUUCGACAAUAGUCGUAUCUUCGCAUGUUUCUCAAGAUCAGCUAGCUGGUGCAGAAGAUCAUCUGGUAGAGCAACAUGAUAUGCCAGAAAAAACAUCACCCUUACCUUUAAGACAACCUUCUAAAAAGAGAUGGCUGGGAAGAAGACCUGUACAUAAGCCACAAGAGCCAUCUGUUUAUCCAUUCUGGAGCAAGGUUACAAUCAUGAAUGAAGACGAAAUUGCAGUCGCAGAAGGGGUGAUUGUACCUGGUAGCAACACGGAAGACAGUUAUGUCAGCAAUAGCUUCCGUCGUAAGAUUUAUGUUACGAAAGUUUCAGGUAUGAAGCGUUAA